This is a messenger RNA of Triplophysa rosa, 867 nucleotides long. It is a transcript of the gene dntt, whose product is annotated as deoxynucleotidyltransferase, terminal. Gene Ontology annotation, cellular component: nucleus. Lineage: Eukaryota; Metazoa; Chordata; Actinopteri; Cypriniformes; Nemacheilidae. Gene Ontology annotation, biological process: double-strand break repair via nonhomologous end joining. The coding region runs from base 1 to 867 and encodes 288 amino acids. The record is from RefSeq and is a predicted model, not a curated record. The transcript is spliced from 6 exons. Gene Ontology annotation, molecular function: DNA binding; DNA nucleotidylexotransferase activity; DNA-directed DNA polymerase activity.
AUGUUUGAGAGUCCAAAGCGACGGCGACCUGAAGCCACCUCAGGGUCUCGGGGUCAUGAAGAGGUGAAGUUCAGAGAUGUGACCCUGUACCUGGUGGAGAGGAGGAUGGGAAAGAGCCGGAGGACUUUUCUCUCAAACCUGGCCAGAUCCAAAGGGUUCUGUGUAGAUGACAGUCUCAGUGGUGGUGUGACUCAUGUGGUGUCUGAAGGGAACGCAGCGCAGGACCUCUGGAGUUGGUUGGAGGAUCACGGUCUGAGUGAAGCACAUGACACACACGUGUUGACCAUCAGCUGGUUCACUGAGAGCAUGAGCGCCGGACGACCGCUGCCAGUCGAGAGGAGACAUCACAUACCAAAUCCUGCUGUAGAGCGGAGGUCAUCCCCUUCUCCGUCCCCCAAACCAGUGUCUACUGUGUCUACAUUUGCUUGCCAGAGACGGACCACUUUGGAUAAUCACAAUAAAAACUUCACAAGUCAUUCAUGGGGUUUGUCAAGGACUCCAGUCAUCAUCUUUCAUGUCUUCUUUAUUUCACAGGAGAUGUUUGAAUGUGGAAGAUCCUCCAAAGCUGAAGAGGUCCUGAAGGACGAGCGAUAUCAGACUCUGAAGUUGUUUAACAGUGUCUUUGGUGUUGGACUCAGAACAGCGGAGAACUGGUUCAGCAGAGGACUGAGAACACUUGAACAGAUUCUGUCUGAUCCCAGCAUCAGACUCAACCGCAUGCAGACGGCAGGGUUCUUGUUCUAUGAUGACAUCAGCCGGCCGGUGAGUCGAGCGGAGGCCGGAGCGCUGAAGGUUCUGGUAGAAGACGCUGUCAACCGUGUCAAUCCAGCAGCCAGCGUCUGCAUUACAGGAGGCUUCCGCAGGUAA